AUGUAUAGCGUUGAACAUUGUGAGAGGGGCGUCAUUGAUAAACUACUGACCAGAUACGGUUUUCUACAUUGCACUGAAAGAGUUGCAAGACUAUUCUUUCACAACAGUGAAUAUAAAGGAAAUAUCGAUAAUCUAGCUGUGGGAGACGUAGUGGAGUUCCAAGAAUCGGUAGAUAGCCGAACUGGUAAGUCGGUGGCGGUAAUGAUAAAGAAAAUAAAAAAUACGGCGUCG
This is a messenger RNA of Helobdella robusta, 231 nucleotides long. RefSeq lists its product as hypothetical. The record is from RefSeq and is a predicted model, not a curated record. Gene Ontology annotation, molecular function: nucleic acid binding. The annotation marks the transcript as partial. Lineage: Eukaryota; Metazoa; Annelida; Clitellata; Rhynchobdellida; Glossiphoniidae. The transcript has a single exon.